AUGCUCGCAGGUUGGGUUAAUUCGGCCGGCCCUGAUAUAUGGAAAUGGAAGCACGAUAAGAAUGGUAAUUUCUCCGUCUCAAGUAUAAAGAAACUGCUUAGUUCCGUAAAUCGUAUCACACCCGAACGUGUUUUUGAGUGGAACAACUGGGUACCCAAGAAGGUCGGAAUAGUUGCAUGGCGAGCGGAGAUGGAAAGGUUGCCGACGAAGUGUGCUUUGGCUAGACGCAAUAUUCCGGUUCAAAAUCUGUUUUGCGUUUUCUGUGGUGAUUAUGAAGAAACAUGUGAUCACGUCUUUGUCUCGUGUCACUAUGCGCAAACAAUAUGGCAGAAUUUGGCGGCAUGGUGUAUGAUCCCUCCGAUCAUUGCAUUUGGAAUAAAUGAUCUACUCACACUACAUGGUUCAAGCUCGGGAUCGAGGAAAAGAAAGAAAGUAAUUCAUGCUAUAGUUUUGGUCACCAUUUGGAGCAUAUGGAAGUCUAGGAAUGAAGUCGUUUUUCGGCAACUGAAUCCAAACAUGACGAGAAAUUUGGACGAGAUCAAAUCGGUGACGUUUUUAUGGGUCAAAAACAGGUCAAAGGUGGAGUCGCUAUCUUGGGAAGAUUGGAGUCACUUUAACUUAAGAGCUUUGAUCUAA
Molecule: messenger RNA, 636 nt
Organism: Helianthus annuus (common sunflower)
Lineage: Eukaryota; Viridiplantae; Streptophyta; Magnoliopsida; Asterales; Asteraceae
Exons: 1
Coding region: 1-636 (211 amino acids)
Source: RefSeq, a predicted model, not a curated record